Adineta steineri is the source of this 1515-nucleotide messenger RNA. Lineage: Eukaryota; Metazoa; Rotifera; Eurotatoria; Adinetida; Adinetidae. The record is from the annotation of a GenBank genome assembly.
AUGACAAUAGGAUUAUGUGGAACAUUUGUUUAUCGAAAUUCUUCAAUAUUAUCAUCAUCAUUAUCACCAUCUCCUUCUGCAAAUGCUUCAAAUAUAACGGAUGCUGAAUGGAUAAUAAAUAGUAUAACAUUAAUUAUAUUUAUUCUUGCAUUUCUUGGAAAUACAGCUGCACUUAUUGUUAUGUUUGGUAAACGAGGCUCAAUACGAUUGACAAAUAACAAAUAUUUAGCUAAUUUAGCAUGUGCAGAUUUAUUACGUGCAUGUUCAAUGCCAUUUACAAUUAUAGCAAGAAUGAAAAGAAAUUUUAUAUUUGGAAGAAUGAUAUGUAAAAUUUUACCCAUUGUUCAAGGUUUAGUUGUAGCUGUCGAUGUUUUUACACUUGUUUGCAUAAGUAUUGAACGUUAUCUAGCAAUAUGUCGUCCAUUACUUAUAUUAAAACUUCAAUCAGUUCGAUUUGCUAAUCUUCUUACUGGUAUUAUUUUACUUUUCAUAUGGUUAUUAGGACUUUUAAUAGCUUUACCAAAUGUAUAUAUGUAUAAUUUAUGUUCGUUACCAACACCUGGUCGAUUUAAAUGUGAAAAAACUUCACCAAAAAUAUUUGAUGAACGAAUUUAUAUGGUUACUUUAGAUGCUUUUUAUUUUAUUAUUCCAAUGGUUGUUAUGAUUGUUUUAUAUACAUUAAUUAUUUGGAAAAUGUAUAGAAAUAAUACAGCAAGACGAAUGGUAAUGUUACAAAGUAAAGGUAGUAUUUCAAGUAAAACACGUUCAAAUUCAUUAUGUUCUUCGUUAAUUUCUUGUAAUAAUUGUUUUCAAUAUCGAUCAACUAAAUCAAAAACAAAACAAGAAUCAACAAUAGAAAAAUUUCAUUCUGAAUCAUUAUGGCAAAAACGGAGUAUUCGAUUAAAAUCAAUUACUAGUGGUAAUGAUGAUGAUGAGGAUCAAACACAUAAGCAACAAUCAGAUAUUUUAUUAAAUAAACAACAAACUAAUCGAAUACCUACAAUAUCGAGUCAUGCAUUACAAGAUAAUAUAACGAAAAAAGAGAGUCAACGUUUAAGUUCACAAAAUAGUAGUAAUAAAAGUUGUAAUUCAUUAUCAAGUGGUAUAUCACGUUUAGAUCGUCAUCGUCGUAAAGCACUUAAACUUUUAAUAACAUUAAUUGUCGAAUUUUUUGUUUGUUGGACACCAUUAUUUAUUUAUCAUACAAUUGGAACAUUUAAUAAAACAUUUUAUCGUUCAACACCAAAAUUUUAUGUUGAUUUAAUACUUCUAUUUUCAUUUGCAUCAGCAUCAUGUAAUCCAUUAACAUAUUAUUUUAUGUCUAAACGUUAUCGAACAGUUUUAUAUUCUUAUUUACCAUAUUGUUGUCUUAGUAAAAAUCAACGAAUGUCUACGAGGCAAAAGAGUCAACAAACACCACAUUUUAUUAGAGGAUUAAAUUCAUCUUAUCAUCAAAAUUCAAUAGAUAAAAAUCAAAUAGAACAAUUACAAAUGAAUAUUUAUCAACAUUCUUAA